AUGUCUUCAAAGUACGCCUCUUCCCAUCUUUCUCCUCAAGGUCCUGGGGAUGCUCGUCCUACAGCCCUUCAAAUCAUCAAAGACGAGGGUGUUGAAGACAAGCUCUCUGACAAGGUUGUCCUCAUCACUGGCUGUUCCUCCGGCCUAGGAGUUGAGACGGCGCGUGCGCUGUUGGUGACAGGUGCAACAUUGUACCUGGCGGUUCGCAAUCCCGCCAAGGCGAAAGCUGCCUUGGGCGACAUGUCCCAGAACGACCGAGUCCAUCUCUUGACGCUUGACCUGAAUGAUCUCACGAGCGUCAGGGCCUGCGCCGCAGACUUCGCGACAAAGAGCAAGAUCUUGAACAUCCUCAUCAACAACGCGGGUGUUAUGGCGACACCUGAGGGCAAGACUUCCGAUGGAUUCGAGACCCAGUUUGGCACCAACUAUGUCGCCCACUUCCUCUUCUUUCAACUCCUCAAACCUAUUCUUGUUGCCUCCUCGACUCCAGAAUUCCCUUCGCGGCUAGUCAACGUCUCUUCAAGCUUGCAUAGAGCCUGCGAGGUCCAAUUUGACAAUUUUAAUUGGACGGGAAACUACGACCCCUGGAAGGCUUAUGGCCAGAGCAAGACUGCUCUUGUAUGGAUGGCCAACGAGGUGGAACGCCGAUAUGGAUCUCAACACCUCCAUGCCUUCAGUCUCCAUCCAGGGGGCAUCUUGAGCGGUCUUCAGCAACAUGUCCCUGUCGAACUGAAGGAGGCAUGGGGGAGGAAUGAGGCCCUCGCCAAACAUUGGAAGAGCGCUGAGCAGGGAGCCGCGACUACUGUGUGGGCGACGGUCAGCAAGGACUUGGAGGGCCGGGGUGGUAAGUAUCUUGAGGACUGCCAAAUCAUUGAUGCAUGGGAUCCCGCAACUGGUGAUGCUGGCUCGGGAUACGCUACGUGGGCGUACGACCAGGAGAAAGCUGAGAGGCUGUGGUCAUUGGGUCUCAAGCUUGUCGGGCUACCAGAUGCCGAGUAA
This is a messenger RNA of Colletotrichum abscissum, 999 nucleotides long. RefSeq names its product oxidoreductase. Lineage: Eukaryota; Fungi; Ascomycota; Sordariomycetes; Glomerellales; Glomerellaceae. The transcript has a single exon. The record is from RefSeq and is a predicted model, not a curated record. The coding region runs from base 1 to 999 and encodes 332 amino acids.